GCGGCGGCGGCGCCUCCCCAUUUAAGCCGGGCGGCCUCCUGGCCCAGCGCAGCCUCCGCUCCCACCUCGCCGCGGCCGGUGCCAGACAGGCGCGCGCGCAGCCCUUUGCGCUCCCGCGGCGGGAGGCGGCGGCGGACGACGACGAGAGCCCCUCCUUGGCAGCCUGGCUGGGGGCUGCGCAGCGCGGCGGAGGAGCCGGAGACCCCUCCCGGGGCGCAUCCGCAGGGUUGUUGCUGCAGGAAGUGACCAUGGCUGGCCUGAAUGAGCUACGAUUCACAGAAGAGAAGCCGCUGCUUCGGGGGCAGGACGCCGAGUUGGAGAAUUCGGAUACUUUCCUGUCUCAAGUGGACACUGACUGGAAGGAGCAUGAUAUCGAGACUCCAUAUGGGUUGCUGCACGUGGUCAUUCGGGGCUCUCCAAAGGGAAACCGCCCAGCUCUCCUGACCUACCAUGACGUGGGACUCAACCACAAGCUUUGCUUCAACACCUUCUUCAACUUCGAGGAUAUGCAGGAGAUCACCAAGCACUUUGUCGUGUGCCAUGUGGACGCUCCGGGGCAGCAGGCGGGGGCCUCCCAGUUCCCCCAGGGGUACCAGUAUCCUUCCAUGGACCAGCUAGCUGCCAUGCUGCCCAGUGUGGUCCAGCACUUUGGAUUCAAGUACGUGAUUGGAAUCGGCGUGGGAGCAGGCGCCUAUGUCCUUGCCAAGUUUGCGCUGAUCUUCCCAGAUCUGGUCGAAGGUCUUGUUCUGAUCAACGUUGACCCCAAUGGCAAAGGCUGGAUCGACUGGGCAGCCACCAAGCUCUCUGGCCUGACCAGCACUUUACCUGAUACGGUCUUGUCUCACCUGUUCAGCCAGGAGGAGCUGGUGAGUAACACAGAGUUGGUGCAAAGCUACCGGCAGCAGAUUGGGAGCAUGGUGAACCAGUACAACCUGCAGCUCUUCUGGAACAUGUACAACAGCCGCAGAGACCUGGAGAUCAACCGGCCUGGGAGUGUCCCGAACGCCAAGACCCUCCGUUGCCCUGUGAUGCUGGUGGUGGGAGACAAUGGGCCAGCGGAAGAUGGUGUGGUUGAAUGCAACUCAAAGCUGGAUCCAACCAGCACCACUUUCCUGAAGAUGGCUGACUCCGGUGGGCUCCCCCAAGUCACACAGCCUGGAAAAUUGACUGAGGCUUUCAAGUACUUCCUACAAGGGAUGGGCUACAUUGCAUACCUGAAGGACCGAAGGCUGAGUGGAGGAUCAGUGCCCUCGGCCAGCAUGACCCGCCUGGCGCGCUCUCGCACGGCCUCGCUCACCAGCGCCAGCUCGGUGGAGGGCAGCCGCCCGCGGACCUGCACUCACUCGGAGAGCAGCAGCGAGGCCAUGGGGCAGGUCAACCACACCAUGGAGGUCUCCUGCUGAGCCUCUCCCUGGAGGAGGAGAAGAAGAAGAAGAAGACCGGGCCCUCCGGCGGCCCCAUCCGCUGCAGCUUCCCGUGGCUCUCUGUCUUUCCGUUGCUCUCUGUCUUUUCCUUUCACAUCUUCGAGUCCAAAGUGGGGGUGGGGGGAGAGGGAGCAGCAGCAGCUCCGUGCCCGCCACAGCCCGGAACUAGCCGCGCUCCCUCCUCUGGGCCUGUCACUCGCAGCCCGCCUCCCUGGCUGGCUUGGAGGGGCCCCCCCUGCUCUGCUGCACCCCUGGAGGCCAGAGGCAGGUGGGAAGGUGGCUGCCUGCUGGGCCUGAGCGCCUUUCUGCCCGCGACAGAAAGGCCGCUUCGAGGGCGGCAGCAGCAGCCCGUUCUCUCUUGAGCUCUUCCCCUGGGUGUGUGGCUGGUUGGCCCGACAUGGGGGGGGGGGCUGGGGGAGGAUUGCCGCCUGGGAGGCAAGGGCACCUUGUCUUUCCACCUGGGGGCUGACCCCCAACCCACCCCCAACUUCUCCUUGAUCUUGAAGCACAAGGUCUGGGCCAACAGCUCUGGAAAGCUGCGGGGGGGGGGGGCAGGGUGUCUUGGUGUGAAGGGGCCUUGCUAGGGACGGACACACACACACACACACACACACACACACACACACACACACAGAGCUAGCGUGUGUGCAUGCAGGAGGCAGCCAAGUUUCACUCAGCCCCCGGCGUUCAUUGAUGCAGAAGGGUCUUCUUACACCUCUUCCCUGACCCCCCAAGGGGGUGGUUGUGGGGGCUUGCAGGGCUUGUUUUGAGUGGCCCUGCAGCCACUUGCUCCCCUGCCCAGCGGCCAGUGCUGCUGACUAAGCCCCCCCUCACCCCUCCCCGAAAUGCCAGCCCCAGGCGUAGGUGGGUCUGCCCUGCCGCCUUGCUGCGGCUUCCCCCUGAGCUGCCCUGUGGCCACUCUCUCCAGCUCCUCACCCAAGGCAGUUUCCAGGCAGGCCCCCCUGGAGGAAAGUCCUUUGGGAAGCAACGUCGGUUGGUUGUGUAGAUGGGUGCUGAGGGAUCACUAGGUUUCCUUGAUGCCAGCUGAGCAGCCGAGGGGCCUGCCCCAAGAGUGGGCAGGCAGGCAGGCUCUGUUUUGGGGUGGCCGGCCUGAGGCCCUCCGGUGGCCUUUUCUCACCCAGAAAGGAGGAGGGAUUUGCACUGCAGCCCCUUUGGUCAGCUCAUAAACCAGUUUCACUCUUGACUGUGGGGUGAGUAACAAAACACCCCCAAAGUGGGCUUGGAGCGGGCAGCCAUCCCCUCUGCCCCGGUGGGUGAUGCCGGGUUGCUGUCCUCUCUGCGGCUUUCCUUGUUUGGAAGACUCCCUUGCCCACCUGGACACCUGGAGAGCAGCCUUUAUGCUCCGGCUUCCGGGUAAUAGAAGAGAACCCGAGGCAUGCCGCCGAAGGGCUGGCCCCCUAGCACCCAGCAUCUUAACUGUGGCUCGUUGCCCCAGCUGGGGAUGAUGGGGCUUGUAGUCUCACAACAGCUGGGGCCCCAAGGUUGAGAACGCCGGCUCUAGGGGCCCGUCAGGCCAGCCCCCUCCAUCCCCAGGACCAGGGGCUUCUCCUUCCCAGCCAGAGCCCCUGCCUGAAAAACCAGCAGGCUACCAAAUGCUGCUUCCAAACCAGGACAGUGGCAUGGGGGAAAAAAGGCUCGGCCUCCUCUCCCCCCCCCCCGACACAUAAUGCCCAAGAAGGAAGCAACUGGCCCUUUCCCCCCUCGGAAGGCACAAUUCUCUCCACAGCCUUCAUUCUGCUGUGGAGAAAACUCCUCCUGUUCAUGCGAAAUCUGCAAGGGCUGGACCAGAGGCCUGGCCUCGGUCGCUCCACCAGGCACCCAUCCAGUAGUGAAUGGCUGACGGGCACCUUCGCCAGCUCCUGCCAGCCGGCCACUGCUGGGGUCGGCUGGUGCGCGAUUGCACGCUUGCCUGCUGCCAGCUGUGGCCCCCCAGAGGCUCGAGCUUGUUAUGGGUGAAGCCGGCUGCACUUCUGCCCCCAGCCGGGUUUCCACCCAGGCAAAGCACUCGAACGGGGCCCACGCAAGCAGCAAGCUGGCCGGGUUCACGAUGAUGGCUCCUUCCCCCAGAUGCCGCGCGCAAGAGAGUGCUUCUGCCAGUGGGCGCACCGAGCCUGCGUGCGCACACAUGCUCAUCCGCGUCUUGCGUUCAAGUGAUGUCGGCGUUGCCGCAGCCAGGCAGACACUCUCCGUUUGGUGUAUCUUCUAAUCCCAGACUCUCUCCUUUUGUGUGCUUCCCUCUGAACUUUAAAUAUGAAUGUCCGAAAGCUGUUAGGACUCCUUUUUAUUGUAUAUACUGCUGCAUUCCCCCCUCCCUUGCUGUGUUCUUUUCAGAUGAGAUAGAUAUAUAAAUACCUAUAUAUAAUACUUGGAUUUUUCUUUUUCUCAUUCAUUGUUGUAGCAGUUGGCAACCAAUGUGUGCAGUUUUUAAUUUGAAGGUGGUCUAGCUAUUAUGGGGUGGGGGGAGGGGGGACAUGGAGGUGGGUGUUUUUCCCAUUUUCCUGAUAAAGGUGGACUUUAAUGGGUUUGUUUCUUUUUCUCUGUAUGAGGUGAAAUGUAAUAUUUUUGUGCAUGAUGGUUGUUAAUGCUCUCUGGUUGCAUUGAAGUCACAAUAUCUACACAUGACUACAAAAUGUAAAACAAGGCCAAAAAUCAACCCAUUGAUGUAGAAAGGAUAACUGUGUUGAGAAGUAAUAAAGAUAUUAAGUUCCAGCA
Molecule: messenger RNA, 4157 nt
Organism: Hemicordylus capensis (graceful crag lizard)
Lineage: Eukaryota; Metazoa; Chordata; Lepidosauria; Squamata; Cordylidae
Gene: NDRG4
Product: NDRG family member 4
Exons: 17
Coding region: 249-1403 (384 amino acids)
Biological process (GO): signal transduction; brain development; positive regulation of ERK1 and ERK2 cascade
Cellular component (GO): cytoplasm
Source: RefSeq, a predicted model, not a curated record